Molecule: messenger RNA, 1946 nt
Organism: Salvelinus sp. IW2-2015
Lineage: Eukaryota; Metazoa; Chordata; Actinopteri; Salmoniformes; Salmonidae
Source: RefSeq, a predicted model, not a curated record
GCCUGGUUGGUUUUUAUUUGCAGGAUAACAUCAUCACGCUGUGGGAUACAGUGAUGUGUCCCACUGGUAAGGUAGAUACUGGGUAGUCACCAGAGCUAGUCUACCAGUGGCCGACCAUUUUAUCUCUCGUCUUCCUCCUGGGCGGGUUCACGUACAUGCUGGUCAAAGCUGUUCGGAUUCGACUCCAGCUUGAAACUGAGGACCAAGAGCAGCUAAUCCAGUGUCACCAGGCCAAGCAUGUACAGAGGUUGUUGAGGAGGAGCCCUAUUGACCGGAAACUGGAGACCAGUUGGUUCCAGAGGAGGGUCUAUGACUGGGAYCCCCACUUCAAGUUCCCUAACAGAAUGAUCGGCACAUCCAUCAUAUCCCUGAUUGGYUUAUACACGAUGACUUUGGCUGACUAUAGUCUCAGUGACUAUGCGUUUGAUAGAUUGGAUGUUCUGAAAGACCAACUGAAGAAGCUGGCUUUUUCCUGCAAUGAGACAGAGAUAUUUGUAGCCAUGAUCCCCCAAUUUGAGGAAUUCACUAACGUUGCCAGAAAGUCCUGGCUAGCCACAACCAUCUUUGCCAGCCUAACGUCUGUGUCAUACACAUUCCAUGUGUUAGCAUGUUACCGGAAACAUCUGAAGAGAUUGUGGGCUGGGGAGAAGAGCUUUCUUCCUGAGAAGUUCCAUAAUCCCAAUUCUGCAGUCAGUGUGGCUGCCAUCACAAGAUACUCCGGAUGGCAAAUAGCAUUUACUUUGUGGGGUUUUCUAAUUGUUCACUUUGUCCAGUUCGUCUUUGCGUUGCUCUUUACCUACGGAGUUGUCCUCCCCAUCCAAAAUGGAAGAGUGUUGGAAAUGUUGACCAACAUGGGAACCAUUCUUUUGACCAUAGGUAUCGUUAUAGGAUUGGUUAUACUACAGGUGSUGCUGGUCCAAGUGUUCUUCCUUCAGGACAAGAUCUCACCGUCAGACAGGAAGAAACCUCUGGCACUCAACAACAGGAAGGCGUUCCACAACUUCAACUACUUCUUCUUCUUCUACAACGUUGUGAUGGGCCUGAGUAACUGCAUCCUGCGUCUGCUGACCAGCUGUGUGGUGGGCACCUGGCUGGUGUCACGCAUCGACCGUACCAUCAUGCCGAGGGGAUACGAGUCCAUGGACCCUGGUUACAGCACUUGGAUCGGGAUGAUUUUUGCAGACCACUACCACAACAACCCUGUCAUGGUGUGUUUCUGCCAUCUUCUCCUGUCCAACACCAUGGCGAAACAACAGAGGACCACAGAGGCAGCAUCCUACUCCACGUUCAACAACACAUCUUCGCCAGAUUCAGCCCGUGGAAGCCGGGCCAGGCGGCGAUGGAUGCUCCUCUACACCCUGAUGAAGAACCCACGACUGAUCCUCCUGAGGAAGAACAGGACCUCCUCUAGUCCCACUGACCACCAGGACACUGUGGUCCAAGCCUGGCUGCUGGCCUCUCAGAUCGAACAGAUGGGACAGGCACCAGAGAUGACGGCCACAGCCGCUACAGUUACAUCAGAUCAGACGAUGACCAAUGGGCAGGCGUUAACUGACUGAUUCUGCUCAGGGUUUAUACAYGUGCAGCCUGAAAUAGUGUAGUACAAUACUAUGAUAUAACAUUUAGUAGACCUACACACAUUUCGAGGACACGUUUUGGCUCAUGAGUGCUACAUUUGAUACUACAGGCCAAUUCGUCUGUAGGCCAAGCUCUUACAAUGUAUUGUAUUGUAUGUGAUGAAUAAUAUGAUUAAUGUAUUGUAAAUUUGGGAAAUACCUACAUAAUUACUCCUACUGUGAAAGAUGACAGGACAAAUGGACACAGUUAUGCUUUUUACCUCAUAAUGGUCUGUUUGUUUUUAGUAGGCCACAUAGCCGCGGGAAGUAGAGGUGCUGAGGGUGCUGCAGCACUCCCUGAAAAAUCAUAAUAAAAAAAAAUAUACAGUA